Messenger RNA from Chinchilla lanigera (long-tailed chinchilla), 1479 nucleotides. RefSeq names its product vegetative cell wall protein gp1-like. NCBI's taxonomy places the organism in Eukaryota, Metazoa, Chordata, Mammalia, Rodentia, Chinchillidae. The transcript is spliced from 2 exons. The record is from RefSeq and is a predicted model, not a curated record. Bases 592 to 1455 code for a protein of 287 amino acids.
AGGACCCACUGCAGGAGGCGGGGCCUCGGCUCCGCUCGCUGCCCCUGGCGAAGGCGGACCUAGGGAGGAUUGCCUGACCUGUGGCGACUUGCCCAGUCAAAGGGUGACAAGGGGCGGGGUGUGACCCUGCCCUCCAGGGAGUUCGAAGGUGGCCGUGAUGGUGGCCCUGCCCAAGUAACUGGUGUUUUCUGGGCUCCGAACGCAGACCUCCCCCGCCCCCUUCUCCAGCGACCCUCGGGCAAGAACCUGCGUGCGUGCACCCCGCUGGAAUCCCCUCGGACCCUCGGACCCGGCCUCGGACGCCGUCCCUCCGCGGCCGCUGAGUGGCGCUGACGUCUAGCCAGCGACCUGAGCCGGCCCAGGAGUCGGGGAUCGUGGAGGCGCCGAGGGGGGCUUCCCUUGUCACAGCAGUCUAAGCUGCUCGUAGCCUUUCCCUAUUUUUCUGGGGCCCCCAACCUCGACCGGGGCUUGAAGGGUUCCACCCAGCUUGGGGGAGCUGGUGCGCACGCUUUUCUACAUCCCAACCCACGCUUUGAUAUAAGGAUAAAAAGCCGUGUUGUAGCCUGGGGCCGGAUUAUCUCAGAUUAAAGGAUGGGGCUCGGCUGGGGGAAGAAGGGAGGGAGGGGUUCCAGCCACCCGGGUGAGGGGCGCCUCUUCCCUGCCUCCUGCGAGCUGGGGGAGGGGGUCUGCAGGGGAGAGAGUAAAAGGCUCCAGAUGGAGAGGGAUUCCCCGGCCUGGGCGGGGGAAGGGCCGUGCAGACAAAAGCGCGCUCCCGCGGCCGCCCCUCCCCCUGGCGCUCCAUUCAAGCCGGAGAGUGGGCGGGCGGGGAUGGGGGAGUCCCCUCCCGGCCCUUUCCUCCCCUUCCCCUCCCCCCCAGCCCCGGAGUCCAGCGCUUUCAGUGGCCGUCACAGCCCGGGCACGCGCGUUCCCCGACCAGCACGCGGCUGGUCUCACAAUCGUGCUUACACACAUUCAUUCACACGCACGCACGCGCGCACACACACGCACACCAGCAAACAAAGGGUCUGGACACCCCUGUCCCCCACCCCCGGCCGAGGAGAGGGGGGCGUCCCCUCCCUAUCCCCCCCUGCAAGGAGACUGGAGCUGCCUGACACCCGCGAAACAGGGUCUCAGGAGCUCCCUGUCCGGGCCCCGGAAGCUUCCUCCAUCCGCGCCGGGCAUUUCCUAAUCUCCGCCGGUGCUGCGUCGCCAGUCGAGCCCCGGAGUAACUUUGCAGGACCCCUCGGCCUCCCAUCCCCGGACCCCGCAUCAGUUCAUCCUGCCGCGUCUCGUCCCUGUGGAGGGGGUGUAGGGAGGGCUGGAAACGCUUUGGGGUCUACUCCUGCUGCUUCUGGUGCAUCCCACAGCCUACACCAUUCAGCUGCGCCCCCACCCCCAAGCCGCAAGCCGCUUUGCCUUCCUGGGCCUCAAUUUCCCCAGCUGCUAAGGGAGUAAUGAAUGACACAUUGAGAAUUCGGG